This is a messenger RNA of Lactuca virosa, 1083 nucleotides long. Lineage: Eukaryota; Viridiplantae; Streptophyta; Magnoliopsida; Asterales; Asteraceae. The record is from the annotation of a GenBank genome assembly.
AAUAUUUCCCCCUUUCCCCUUUGUUUGUAACACAAACGAUGUACAAGAAACUCAGACCUAGAAUUCCGAUUAUAUACAUAUUUCCAUAACCACCGAUUUAGUUCUGAAACGGUGUGAAAGUUUCUCAAUCUAGAUCGAUGAAGCAAGAUACUAAUACAGAAUCGAUUAGAAAAGUGAAGUGAAGAGAAGCUUACAUAUAGUAACAGCUGAUGUCGUAGUCAGAGACCGAAUAAACGCAACUUUGGAGGUUGAAGAAAGCAAGAUUGAAUAAAUGUUGUAUCUCAAGAUAUUAGCGAAAAGUGAAGCUGUUCAAAGGAAAACCCUGAAAAUCUUUAACAACGGAAACACAAUCAGGCAUUCAUCAACACUGCUGGAACUAUCUACAAGAAGAUUCAGAAUGAAAUCAAAAAUGUAUCAAAUGAGGCAAUCUUUUGGAUUAAAGUUGGAUGUGUGGCAAUCUGGGGCCUUCAGGAGGAAGAGUUGGCUCUGCUUCUCAAGUUGGUGGCUGUUGCACUUAAAAAAUAUCAAAGCAUGUCAAGGGACCAAAAUGGCUUCCAUUUCUCAUAGGGGUAUUUCUGCUUGGAGAAGAGGAUCUUGGGAAAAGAAAGCUAAGAGUGCAAAGGAAAUUGAAGCAAGGAAGGAGUGGGAAGCAGGAUUUACCUCAGCUAGCAUCUUAUGGAGGUGGUGGAGCCUGUGUCAAGUGAUCCGAGAGUUGGAGUUUAUCUUCCGAGUCGACAUCUGCGAGGUACAUCAGGGGUCGUGGCAAGGCAAAGGCGUGACCGUACCGCUCCUCAUCCUUAUGCUGUGAUUUUGGGACACUCUGAUGGAUAUUGAUUUGAAAACAUUUUGUAAACAAUACUAUUUGACUUUUAUUUAUGAUUUAAAAAGUUUGAAUUUGGCGUGAAAUUUAUGGAUGUUACAAGUUCGGUAUCAGAGCCUUGGUUUGAGUGAAUUGGAGGAACACUCGUGUGAAUCCAGUCUUAAAUCAAGGGGAUUUUCGGAAAGAAAGUUUUUAAAAUGGUUUUGAAAAUAAAGGAUGGAGGAUGCAGAGGGUACGAUCAGCCGGAGCCUGUAAGUAAACCC